Salvia splendens (bonfire salvia) is the source of this 435-nucleotide messenger RNA. Its product is annotated as non-specific lipid transfer protein GPI-anchored 31-like. The record is from RefSeq and is a predicted model, not a curated record. Bases 1 to 435 code for a protein of 144 amino acids. NCBI's taxonomy places the organism in Eukaryota, Viridiplantae, Streptophyta, Magnoliopsida, Lamiales, Lamiaceae. The transcript is spliced from 2 exons. Gene Ontology annotation, molecular function: lipid binding. Gene Ontology annotation, biological process: lipid transport.
AUGGCAGCUUCCUUGUUUGCAUUCCUGGUGCUGCUGUGCAUGUUGUUGAAAUCGGUGCAUUCGGCUCCACCCCCGGCAGCGGACUGCUCGAGCCUGGUGGCGAACAUGGUGGACUGCCUGCCGUUCGUAACAGUGGGUGGCACAGCGCAGACGCCAGAGAGCACGUGCUGCUCCGGCCUGAAAAUAGUUGUUGAGAGCAAUCCCCAAUGCCUCUGCGACGCCUUCAAAAACAGCGCCCAGCUCGGCAUCACCCUCAAUGUCUCCAAAGCCCUCACCCUCCCCGCCGCCUGCCUUCUCUCCACUCCUCCUUCCCUUUCCACCUGCGCAUCUCUUUCUCCGGCUCCCUCACUCGGUAGCUCAGGUUCGUCUGUGCUGACAGCUACCUUGGACUUGAUUGUAUUUAUGGGUCUAAUUGUAUCAUUUGGUUUAUUUUGA